Messenger RNA from Knipowitschia caucasica, 2670 nucleotides. The record is from the annotation of a GenBank genome assembly. NCBI's taxonomy places the organism in Eukaryota, Metazoa, Chordata, Actinopteri, Gobiiformes, Gobiidae.
AUGACGUCUGACACUGAGCAGGAUGCAGCGGCAAAAUUGGACCAGGAGCGGGCUGAGAUAGUCGCCAAAUAUGAUAAGGGAAAAGAGGCAACUGUGGAGCCCUGGGAGGACACAAACUUCCACCUGUACAAAGUCAUCGACCGCUUCGGCUUCGUCCAUGAAAAUGAGCUUCCAUCCUACGACUCAGUGGAGGAGAAGCAAAAACACAAUGAAGUGGAGAGGACGGGCAAAUGGCUGAAGAUGCUGAAAAGCUGGGAUAAAUACAAGAACAGUGAGAAGCUGGUCAGGAGGAUUUACAAAGGGAUUCCUUUGCAGCUCAGAGGGGAGGUGUGGUGUCUUCUCCUCGAUGUGCCCAAAAUAAAGGAAGAGAAGAAAGACUUCUAUGAGAAGCUGAAGGCCAGAGCCAGAGGACUGUCGCCCGACAUCCGGCAGAUAGAUCUGGACGUCAACAGGACUUACAGAGAUCACAUCAUGUUCAUGCACCGCUAUGAUGUCAAACAGCAAGCACUCUUUCAUGUCCUUACUGCUUACUCCAUCUAUAACACAGAAGUGGGCUACUGUCAGGGUAUGAGUCAGAUCACUGCUUUACUCCUCAUCUAUAUGAACGAAGAGGAUGCUUUCUGGGCUCUGGUCAGACUCCUCUCAGGCCAGAGGCAUGCCAUGCACGGCUUCUUUGUUCCCGGCUUUCCAAAGUUGAUGCGUUUCCAAGAACACCACGACCGCAUCUUGAAGAAAAUGAUGUUGAAGCUCAAACAACACUUGGAUGCUCAAGAAGUUUUUACCAGCCUCUACACAAUGAAGUGGUUUUUCCAGUGCUUCCUGGAUAGAACGCCGUUCACUCUUACACUUAGGAUCUGGGACAUAUACAUUUUGCAGGGUGAGAGAGUGCUGCCCGCCAUGUCCUACACUGUCCUCAAACUGCACAAAAAACACUUAUUGAAGUUGUCCAUGGAAGAGCUGGUGGAGUUUCUCCAGGUGUCUCUGGCCAAGAAUUUCUACUAUGAGGACGACGUUGUGAUUGAGCAGCUGCAGGUGUCCAUGACUGAGCUCAGGAGAGCAAAGCUGGAACUACCAGCACCAGGUAAAGAGGAUGAGUUCCCCCUAAAACCUCUCGGUCAGCUUCCUCCUUUGGGGUCAGAAUCUGUCAUGAACCAUUUAGUGAAUGGACAAAACCACGCUGAGCUUGCAGAGCUUUCAGAGCUUCCAUCGCUUUCGAGAGACCCGAGUCCUGCUCCGGAGCGUCAAGUGGAAAGUCGGCCACCAAGUCGUGUCCGCAGAGACUCACUGGAUAAACCCAUCCGGCACAACAAGGCUGACCGGAGAGAUGCCAGUUCCAGAGCGUCAGGAGAGAUUGCCAGUGAACAGCAGAAGGCUGGCCCACCUGAAAGGCAGCCAACUCCACCCACUGCUCUCUCUGCACCUCCUCAGAACCCUGGGCCACGAGUUGCAAUCACAGAAGAAGGGAAAAAUAACGCCUCAGCCAACCACAACUCCAAUGCAGCCCCCAGCUCUCGUCGAGACAUUGGUCCCCGCUGGUUCAAACCCUCAGAGACUAAACUAGAGGCUGCAAAGGUCGCAGCAGCUCGGGAGCGACAGAGCAGAGGAACAUCUCCUGCUCCAUCAAGUCCAGAGGACGCUGCGCUGGCCCACAGACGGCCACGCUCCAAAGGCUUUGUUCCCGGCUCGAACAGAGGCUCUAACGCCUCACAGUAUGACAAUGUACCUGGUUUACCUGAGCAGGACUUUGAAAUCCUGGAGCUGGAGAGGCCUCCAUCGAGAAUAAGAAAUGUUCGUGCAGAGACACCUAUAAGAGCCUCGCCAAGUCAUCGUGGAAGUCCAUUACGAGGACCUAGUUCGGCUGGAAGUAUUGUGUCUGUAGCUUCAGGGCCCAGAGGAACCAUGCACUCAUUAUCACAUCAGUUUCCUCAUCAUUCCCCAGGGGGGAUCCAGGGCAGUUAUCCCAGUGCCCACUAUGGUAUGUCUCCUCACCAGCAAGCACUGGGAAGAACCAAAACUGAAGUUCCUAUUUUUCAUCCAGUCCAUCAUAAUAUGAAUCAGGAUCAGAGAGGGGAGGCCCUACGCUAUGCAAUGCCCUCUCGAUUCACCCCCUCCCCCACUAAGAUGCAUGGGGACCGAGCAUACGCCACCACACAGAGGCAUUCAAACAGUAACUCUCCAGACAAAUUCAUGAACAACUCCUUUGCUACCUACCGCAGGCAGCCUCCACCCAACUCCAGCCAUCACUCCUGCACCCCUCAGCCCCCGCAAGAAUACCCCCUGCAGCUGGAGACCUCAGGGACCUCCACUCCCAUUUACCUCCAGCAGCUCACCUCCACUGCACCUGCCUUCACACCAGUUGGUCUGCGCAGAAUGGAGCCCAGCUUACACUAUCGAGAUGACAGACAGAUAGUUAUGGAUGACGCUCCAUGGGCCGAGGGGGAGCUCCCCCUGCUCUCUCCCGGUGGGAUGCCUCGCUCGCCCAGUUUCCAGAAAGCUCAGAUGUUUCCUGUGCAGGAGUUUAGCUUUCCUGCCAACAACUUCCAUCAGUUCAGAACACAGUUUCACGAGCAACAGCCUGUGAUAAGACAACAGCUCCCCCAGCUGUUUGUAGGACCACAUUACAGAAAUGCCCAUGAGGCGUUUGCCAUUCAGGACUCCAUGCUGCUUUGA